AUGAUCAAUUUUAUUUACAUCAUUCUUUUCACUUUAGUUUCCGCCAAAACUAAUGAAGAAGAAUUAAGAGAGGCUGCUUGUGUUAUAUUUUCCAGAUAUAUACUGCAGGUCUAAUCACAUUAAGCCAGUCCAUUAAUAGGAAAAUUGAUUAAGGAACAAAAUUAUGAUUAGAAUGAUGCCAUUUAUAUAGUCUAAGCAGCAGCACUUGACAAAUGCUUAAUUAAUGUCAAAUAAAGAGAAGUCACUAGAGUAAUAAUGAUUUCUUAUCAUUUAAGAUUCUUGAUGGGUUACAAAAUUAAGAAUUAGAUUUAGAGAAAUAUACACAUCUCCAUGAAAAUAUUUAAUAUGACAGAUUCAUGAAUAAGAAAGAAUUGGCUAAACUUAACUUAUUAAUUGAAAUUAUAAAGGAUGUUGAAGAAUUAAUAUAGACUUAAUGGUAAAAAAGACCUGAUGUUGAAAAGAGAAGAUAAGAAUAAUUAGAGUCUGAAGAAAUUGAUUAAGAAAUAUUAAGUUAAUUGGAUGAAGUACCCAUAACAGAAUAAUUUGACCUCACCAAGUUUUCAUUGAAACACAUACUUUUAAAAAAUAAAGAAUAUUUGAUUUUCGCUAUCUUCAUUUUAGUGCCAAUAGUUUUAAUACUAAAUAGUAAUUGUAUUUAUAAUUUUAAGGUUGUUGUAAGUCUAAUCCUAAAAAAGAUAAGAAGUUAUCUGAAAAAAAUUAAAAAAAGGAUUCUACAAAAUAAAAUCCUGAAAAUGAAGAAAAGAAGAAAUCAUCAUAAGCUAAAAAAAGUGAGAAAACAGAGAAAAAUAAAAGCAAAGAAGAAUGAGU
Messenger RNA from Paramecium pentaurelia, 828 nucleotides. NCBI's taxonomy places the organism in Eukaryota, Ciliophora, Oligohymenophorea, Peniculida, Parameciidae. The record is from the annotation of a GenBank genome assembly.